GGGUCAGCCGCCGCGCCUGCGCAGUGACUGAGCCCGGGUCCCUGUAAAGAUGUCUGAGCAGGCGGGGAGGGAGCGGAGCGGAGGACCCGAAACAAGCGCGCAGAACCUGCAGCUGUCCGACACUUCCCCGGUCAAGGCAGGUCGAUGUCAUUCUGAUGUGCAGCUGAGAUGUCCAAUGACAGCCAGGGAUCGGUGAAGGGGGAGGCGGCCAUGCUGAUCUCUCCCUCAGCCUCCGCCUCCUCUCAGGGACCGCCCCUUUCUCCGUCCACCACCACCAAAACACCUGAGCUCCCUGAUGAGCUGGUCCAGGCUGGCUGGUCUAAGUGCUGGUCCCGGAGGGAGAACCGGCCUUACUACUUCAACAGAUUCACCAAUCAGAGCCUGUGGGAGGUGCCAGUGCUGGGUCAGCAUGAUGUCAUCUCUGAUCCGUUGGGUCUGAAUGCAGCUCCUGCAGAGGGCGGAGACGGUAACCUUGGUAACGGUCAGAGGAAGAGGAGGAGCUCUGAGGAACAGGGGGCGGGGCCUAACAGCUUCAAACGUACGAAGGUGGAGCCCACCACGCCCAUCUCUCCCAGCACCCCCGGGGUCAAACCCUGGAGCUCCGCCCCUGAUGACAAACAGGCCCAGUCGGCCACACCCACGACUCCAAGCCCCGCCCCUGCGCCGUACAGACCAGCAGUGAUCUACUGGGACCUGGACAUCCAGACCAACGCCGUGAUCAGAGAACACGCCCCCGCAGCACACCUGCCUCCCCACCCAGAGAUCGAGCUGCAGAGAGCUCAGUUGGUCACCAAGCUGAGGCAACACUACCACGAGCUGUGCCACCAGAGAGAAGGUAUUGAUCCGCCUCGGGAGUCCUUCAACCGCUGGCUGCUGGAGAGGAAAGUGAUCGAUAAAGGUCAGGACCCGUUACUGCCCAGCGACUGUGAGCCGGUCAUCUCCCCGUCCAUGUUCAGAGAGGUGAUGAACGACAUCCCCAUCAGGUUGUCUCGCAUUAAGUACAAAGAGGAGGCCCGGAAGCUUCUGUUUAAAUACGCUGAAGCUGCCAAAAAGAUGAUUGACUCCAGGAACGCCAGUCCGGAGAGUAGGAAGGUGGUGAAGUGGAACGCUGAGGACACCAUGAGCUGGCUGCGCAGAGAUCACUCCGCCAGCAAGGAGGACUACAUGGAUCGUCUGGAGCACCUGAGGCAGCAGUGUGGACCUCAUGUCGCCGCCGUCGCCAAAGACUCUGUGGAGGGAAUCUGCUCCAAGAUCUACCAGCUGUCUGCAGAGUACAGCCGCCGCCUGAGACAGACGCACCUGAGCCUGCUGCAGGAUCCACCCACAGAGGCGUGUGCGUCGCCGCAGUCCCGUCUGGUGUACUUACCGGUCCGUCUGUCCGUCCCGUCUCCACCGCUGCCCCGAGUGGAGCUGCACUUUGAGAACGACGUGGCCUGUCUGCGCUUCAGAGGGGAGAUGGUCAAAGUCAACAGAGGACACUUCAGCAAGCUGGAGCUGCUGUACAGGUACAGCUGUAUAGACGACCCUCGCUUUGAGAAGUUCCUGUCCAGAGUUUGGUGCCUCCUGAAGAGAUACCAGGUGAUGUUUGGCAGCGGUGCCAAUGAGGGGACGGGCCUGCAGGGGGCGCUGCCGGUGUCCGUGUUCGAGGCGCUGAACCGACAGUUUGGUGUUUCCUUCGAGUGUUUCGCCUCGCCGCUCAACUGCUACUACAAACAGUUCUGCUCCGCCUUCCCCGACAUCGACGGCUUCUUCGGAUCCAGAGGGCCCUUCCUGUCUUUCUGUCCUGUCAGCGGCUCCUUUGAAGCCAAUCCUCCGUUCUGUGAGGAGCUGAUGGACGCCAUGGUGACGCACUUCGAGGACCUCUUGGACCAGUCCUCGGAGCCUCUGUCCUUCAUCGUCUUCGUCCCAGAGUGGCGUGACCCGGUGACGCCGGCUCUGACCCGGAUGGAGGGCAGCCGGUUCCUGCGCCACCAGCUGAGCGUUCCGGCCUACGAACACGAGUACCGCUCAGGCAGCCAGCACAUCUGCAAGAGGGAUGAGAUGUACUACCGGGCGGUACACGGUACUGCAGUACUCUUCCCAAACGACGCCGGUUUUUCAAAGUGGGCUCCGACUCCGGAGCGUCUGGCCGAGCUGACGGCGGCGUACCGCCCCUCCCUGCCCCGCACCUCCUCUCUGUCCUCACCUGGCCCAGCCCACAUUGUACCUGGAGACAGAGACUCCGCCCCCAAGGCCUCUGAUAGGACGCAGAGCGCUGUGGCGUCACCUGGUGGCCAUGACAACAACAACAAUAACAGCAGCAGCGGUGGCAGCAGCAGCAGUAGCAGUCCUCGAGACAAGAUGGCUGCUGUGUAGAGGGGGUGGGGUUUGUGGUGGCCACGCCCCCUUUGUCCCCUGGCUGUCGUUUUGUCCCUUCAGAUUGUCCCUCACCAGCACCUGUAGCACCCUCAGCUCAUACCCACAAUGCCCUUCUGCCACUGCCAGCAGGGGUGGGGCCUGAUUGAUCCUGUUGUCUGAUUGGCUCACGCUGUGUCCCCCAGUCUGGUUCGUCCCCGCUUACUACACACGAUCUGAUUGGUUGAAACUCUGCAGCUGAUUCAGGUGUGGUUGAAGCCAAUCGGAGGGCGUUAGUCAGCGACACAUCGGAGCUCCUCCAAUAAAAACCUUUUCACUCACCUGUGAUGUCAUGUGUGACGGGGCCACUGGAUGUCCUCUGAUUGGUCCCCACAUCGACAGGGCUCGGUGAUUGGUUGACAAGGCAGCUAUCGUUUCUAUUGGACUUGAGCGGCGUCCCGUUUUUGGCCCCGCCUCCUCUGACGGCCCUGCCCUGGUGGAUUGUGGGAAAGAGAUCAUUCAGCAUCUUCUCUGGGGACGAGGCAGAUGAACUGGGAGUCUGGUUGAGAUUGGUGAGGAGGAUGGACUCCUCAGAGGGGCGGAGUCACCGCCGCAGGGGGGGCGGAGCCACAGGUGUUCGAGUUCUUUAAUCAGCAGUUUGUGUUUCAUUUAAAGUUCACUUGUUUACAACAUUUAGUCAUUUUUUUCUUAGUUCGUCUCACAUUUUCCGUCUUUAUUUUCAGGUUUUCGGAUUCUUUUGUAAACAGAUUCUGGGUUUUUGGGCAGAUACUGAAUCUUAGGGAGUAAAAUAUUCAGAUCUGUUAUUUUAUCUGUUCACCCAGAUAGAAUAUGUUGUUCUCCUUUCUAACCAUGGACUCCACACCGCUGUCUGCUCUGCUACAUGUGCUGCACAGUGCUGUAAACAGUGGAGCCGCCCUGCUGGACAAACGUGUGACGACAUGUUUCUAAAUUAUCUUCUGUCCUCAUACGAUGUGUUGGUCGGUUUGUAAACUAAUAUUUCAACCUCCUCUUGAAGUAUUCAGUUUUUCAAUCAUCGUCUGUUUUCAUUAAAUGUUACACAUGAUAGCUUCUCUAAAUUUCACUAAAACUCAUUUGACUCUUUUCUUUUUUCUUUAAGGACUUUAUUAUUUUGUGUUUCUCAUUUUUUCUCGUGUGUUUUUAUGGAAUUAGUGAACUGUUGUAUGUUCAUGUUUCUCGUGUAAAUAUUCAGAUUUCUUCAGAUAAAACUGGUUUUAUUGUGUUUUUCAUCGGAACAUAAAUGGAGGCUAUGGCUCCUCCUCCUUUGUAACCCAGCAUUGUGAUUGGCUGUGGGCCCUCUGUGUAGAUAGUGUACAGUGGAUCUGAUCUGGAGUCUGUUCAUAUUAUUUUGUUGUUAUACUGAUUGAAAACAGUUUUUUAUUUGAUUAAUUUAACGUUUUUAAAGAGACGUCUGUGUAUUUACAGCCUUCUAGUUUGUUUCCAACUAAACCAAAGUGUUAUUCAGAAGAUCUUUAUCUGUGUGUAGAACUCAGCUGGAUUCUCCUCCGCUAGUCCUCACUUCGUCCUUGGCUCUGCUUUUGUCUUUUAUUUUCCUGGUGCAUGAACUGUUUGGACUCUAAGCGAUGUUCUCCUGAUCAAUCACCCACAUGUUCCCUCAUGGUUCCCUCAUGUUCUUCCACUGGUUCCCUUCACCUGGUUCAGUGUUUAAAGGAGCAGUCACACAUUUUGGAUUUCUGGAGCAGCGCUAGUAGUUUCCCCCUGCUCCCAGUGUUUGUGCUAAGCUAAGCUAAUGUAGGACUGUUCCUCUGUUUAGUACCGAGCCACAGGAAGAAGACAAACUGGAGAAGUUCCGUUGUUUUUAUCGGGUCUGUGUAGUCUCUGUUGUGGAACUGUUCUAACACCUGAUCUGCCAUCGUUUUGUUAGUUUUCUGUCAUAAAGCCAACAACACAAAGUUUCCUGCUCAUAAAAUUCAGACUGAUUUCACCUCAGAGCUGCUCCUGAAGUCCUGGAACAUCUGAGAUCUUCCACUGAACUGAUCCAAACAGAAGAGCUUCAACUGGACUUUGAUGAAGAGAAACGUUUCAGUAGAACUCAGAGGAACCGACUCUGAACUUUCUGUUCCACCUUGUAUCCACAGAACGUUCUGGGUUUGAUUCAGAUGAAGUGUUUCUUAAAGAUCUCCAGGUUUAUCUCCCUUUUUUGUCUUCUUGAUGUUUGCUCGCUGAGCUUCAGAGCUGAAACAGGGAGUGGGGUCCUCUGAGCUGCAGAAUGUAAAUAGUCUGUCCUUCGUCCUGCCUGCGGACAAAAUGCAGCUUCUCUCCCAGUAAAAGUAUAUCCAGCCCAGUCAAA
Messenger RNA from Acanthochromis polyacanthus (spiny chromis), 4684 nucleotides. RefSeq names its product phosphorylated CTD interacting factor 1 (gene pcif1). The record is from RefSeq and is a predicted model, not a curated record. Gene Ontology annotation, cellular component: nucleus. Gene Ontology annotation, molecular function: RNA polymerase II C-terminal domain binding; mRNA (2'-O-methyladenosine-N6-)-methyltransferase activity. Lineage: Eukaryota; Metazoa; Chordata; Actinopteri; Pomacentridae.